UACAUCUCUACUCACUCUGUAUCACCUGUGACGUGCGCUCCCUGAUAUUAGCAAACCCUGUGACGUGUCGCGCGUUUACCUGCAGCACGUGAGGUGUGUCGCCUUCACCAGGUCUGGAAGCGGUGAGACAGGUGUGAAUAACUAAUGGCACCGGGUGGACUGCACUGUGUGACGUCUUGCUUUCGUGUCUUCCUCCCCCUCCUCCUCUUCCUCCUCCUGCUGCUAGUGUCCGCAGCGGUCGCUGACUGCCCCAGCGGCUGCACGUGCGAUGUGGCCAGGAAGUCCGUGAGGUGCACGCAGGUGAGCGCCUUUCCUGUCGGGACGGACGUGACGACGGAGAGCCUGACCAUCACCGGCAACUACUCCAUGCCCCUGCAGCUUCCUCACGUGACCAACGCCGAGUUGCGGCCCCUCAGCGCCCUCAAAACCCUCGUCAUCACCCACACGGUGCUCGAGUCCGUCGGCGAGGACGUCUUCCAGGGACUAACGAACCUGGUGUCCCUAGACCUCACCUUCAACCGGUUGAGUAAACUGGAAAAGGAAAUAUUCAAACCUCUCACGUCCCUGUUAUUUUUGUACCUGACAGGAAAUGACCGCUUGGACAUCGCAGCCUCGUUGUUUCGUGAUCUCCACAAUCUCAAAGGCCUCUACAUGGGCAGCCUCGGCUUGAAUCACCUUGACCCCCAGCUAUUUACUAACCUGGUGAACCUCACCUACCUUGACCUUUCUGACAACUACUUGAAGGAGCUGCCAGAUGGUAUAGCCAGCGACAAGUGGCUCCCUCGCCUGCAAGUGCUGGACCUCAGCUUCAACCACCUGACUACCCUCAAGGACACGAUGGCGCCAUUAGUAUCCAGGGUGAACAGAGUAAGUCACGAGGUCAACAGACAAGUGAGCCCAGAGUGA
This is a messenger RNA of Pomacea canaliculata, 906 nucleotides long. Its product is annotated as vasorin-like. Gene Ontology annotation, cellular component: extracellular matrix. Gene Ontology annotation, molecular function: protein binding. The transcript has 3 exons. The coding region runs from base 145 to 906 and encodes 253 amino acids. The record is from RefSeq and is a predicted model, not a curated record. NCBI's taxonomy places the organism in Eukaryota, Metazoa, Mollusca, Gastropoda, Architaenioglossa, Ampullariidae.